CCAAGAGUUAUCGCCACCAGCUCCCUAAAGGCGGCGUUUGCGUUUUACUUGCGAGCCUAUGGGCUUCACUGGCUUGAUUUUGAGAGGCCCAUUAAUACUUUACGCUUAGCGGAAGAACAAAAUAGACACUACUAUACUAAAACUAAUCGUUGUUCAUAUACUAUACAAUCAAAGAUAGAUAGGGUGGUAGCUAAUGCGGAGUGGCAAGAUUUAUUCCCAAAAGCAUGUGUCAAACUAUUUGAUUGGAUAGGAUCUGACCAUAAGCCACUUCUUCUUAAUACAGGAGACAGAAAAUAGAAAAGAACAAGACUCUUCAGAUAUGAUAACAGAUGGAAAUUCAACAAAGAAGUCCAAAAGGAGAUUCAACUCACCUGGGAGGCAAAGUGUCAGCACUUACCUGGUAGCCGCUUCCAUAUUGCUCUCAAGAGAUGCAGAUCAAGUCUAGCCAGAUGGAAGUCAAAAUCCGCUACAAACUCAGCAAAGAAGAUUGAAAAGCUGAAGAAUCUCCUAAAAUCUGCGUCAACUCAAGAGAUCAUGAAGCAUCUAAAGCCCAAGGUCACAGACGAAAUUAACAAGGACCUCACCAGACCUGUCACAGAAAAUGAACUCUUCCAAGCUAUCCGACAGAUGGACAGGGAGAAAGCUCCAGGCCCCGAUGGACUAAACUAGGUUUCUUCAAAGAUCAUUGGGAGACAAUAAAAACAGCAGAAGAAGGAGAAUGCAGGGAACUAAUGCAAAUCUAUGAAAAAGCUUCAGGAAAAGAAGUUCUUCUGAAAGCCGUUGCAACAGCCAUUCCAGCAUAUAAUAUGUCUUGUUUCCUCUUGCCCAAAAGAGUACUAAAUCAAAUGACAAAAGCCAUGAGAAAAUUCUGGUGGUCAAGCGCCAAAGACAAACAGGGGAUACCUUGGAUAGCUUGGAGCACAAUUGCAGACUCUAAAAGCUUGGGUGGACUAGGUAUAAGAGAUUUAACGGAUUUCAACAUAGCUCUUGUUGCAAAACAGAGCUGGAGAAUACUUCAGAACCCAAGCUCACUGCUUAGUAGAGUCUACAAGUCAAAAUACUUUCAAAAGACGAGUCUCCUCCAGGCGAAACCAAAAUCAAAUGGCAGCCACGCAUGGAAAAGCAUACUAAAAGAUCCAGAAGACGUAGAGAUCAUCAAGACCAUACGACCGUCAAUCACAGGAGCUAGUGAUUCUACUUUCUGGAUCCACACAAAAGAUGGUCAAUAUUCAGCCAAAUCAGAGAACUUGCGCAAAAGAAAGAUGGUGGCAGAUAGCACAUGUCAGCUAUGCGGUAAACAUCAGGAGACAACGAACCAUCUAAUCUUCCAAUGCAGAGCCAGUAAGGAAAUAUGGAGCAUGACACCAUCCAUCCAAAUAUCAGAUGGUUCAUGGACGUCACCAACGAACAAUGCUGGCAUUGGUUGGACUCUAUUUAACACUGACGGAAGAAUUAUAUUAGAAGGAAAAGCUGCAAUAGAGCCAGUCAACUCCCCACUAGAUGCAGAAGCUGAAGCAUUGAGAAUGGCUGUAGUUCAAAUGAGGAAGCUAGGAUAUCACAUAGUCACCUUUUAUGGAGAUUCCUCUGAAAUCUAUGACACUUUGUCUAAUUCUCAUCAAGCUUCACCCAGCAGCAUCAAAGGAAAUCACUGCCCAACUUACAUGAAAGAUAUUGCCAAUCUGGCAAAAGAGAGUAAUUACAACUUAGGCUUUCAAAAAGUCAAAAGAACUUGUAAUGGUGUUGCAUACAAAUUAGCUAAAGAGGGUAGGAUUACAAACUCAGGUUAUGUUGUAAGAUGGAAAAACAAUGUGUAAUGUUUUGUAUUGUAUAAUAAAAAGUAUG
Brassica oleracea var. oleracea is the source of this 1842-nucleotide messenger RNA. RefSeq lists its product as uncharacterized. The coding region runs from base 732 to 1814 and encodes 360 amino acids. Gene Ontology annotation, molecular function: nucleic acid binding; RNA-DNA hybrid ribonuclease activity. The transcript is spliced from 7 exons. NCBI's taxonomy places the organism in Eukaryota, Viridiplantae, Streptophyta, Magnoliopsida, Brassicales, Brassicaceae. The record is from RefSeq and is a predicted model, not a curated record.